Molecule: messenger RNA, 2286 nt
Organism: Plenodomus lingam JN3
Lineage: Eukaryota; Fungi; Ascomycota; Dothideomycetes; Pleosporales; Leptosphaeriaceae
Biological process (GO): transmembrane transport; carbohydrate transport
Cellular component (GO): membrane
Molecular function (GO): carbohydrate:proton symporter activity
Source: RefSeq, a predicted model, not a curated record
AUGAUCCAGGAAAGAAACCUGGGAGAGGGAGCAUGUUGGCUUCCCGCGCUGUACUUGAAGACAGCAUUACGUGCCGAGGCUAACAUUGUCAUCAACCUUGGAAGUCUGCCUACUUUAAUCAAAAGAUCAAAAUUGGGGAACAGUAGCCCUGGUAUUCCACCAACCAACCUCAGAGCUUACUCUUCGCGUGUGCAAAACCUUCAACAAAGGUCCAGGGAUACAUUAUGGCGUACUUUUGUCGCAAGAAACACCAGUAACGAUGGUGUUCUGCCAGCUUGGCGAGAAAUACCAACAACCGUUCUGACGGAUCUCGAGGCCUCCACGGCACAAGUGAUAGGGAGCCCAAGGAGUCUCAUUGCUUCAGAAUGCCGAGCCCGGCUUGACUAUGACAACGGCCGAUCCAUCAUGUCAAGGCGCUUCUCCCCGCGAUCGCCUUUUGGACGGUUCGAAUAUUUUGCCGUUCCCUCUACCCCAUACGGGGUUUCGCCCGCGCAAAAUGCCAGCACAUGGCAAUCCAUUGAGGCCAAGCUGCAAUCAGCCUGCAGGACGACAUUUCAAGUCCUCUACAGUUGCGGACAUAGGGUUGGUUGUGUUUUCCGAAACAGACCUACAUCAUCAACUCCCUUCCUUGAAUCUACGAAGGUCGACAGCACUCAAGGGCAGGACAAGAUGGGUCUCUAUCAGAAGUUUACGCCAAAAAUUGGUGCCAUUGCGAAGAGCAAGGCGGAUGUGGAGGCUGCUCAAGCUGAGGCACCUCAUCUGGCACGUGUAGAUUGGAAAACGGAUCCCGGUUUACGAAAGCUGUACUUUUGGGCAUUCAUCAUUUGUAUCGCCUCUGCGACUACAGGUUACGAUGGUUCCAUGUUGAACAACCUCCGAAUCCUCGACAGGUGGACCAACUACUUCAAUGACCCCAAGGAGUCUACCCUCGGGCUCUUGACUGCGCUCUACUCCAUCGGUUCCAUCGCCUCGCUUCCCGUCACUCCCUUCAUUGCUGACCACUUUGGCCGUCGGUCUUGCAUAGCUUUGGGAUGCAUUAUCAUGAUCGUGGGCGCUUCCAUCCAGGCUGCCGCUAAGAACCUCGACUACUUCAUGGGUGGCCGUUUCUUGCUGGGUUUCGGGAAUUCGCUAGCCCAGCUUUCCUCGCCGCUUUUGCUCACUGAACUAUGUCAUCCCCAGCACCGUGCUCGUGUUACCGCCGUCUACAACUGCUUGUGGAACGUAGGUGCUAUUGUCUGCACGUGGUUGACAUUUGGCACCAAGCGCAUCGAAAACGACUGGUGCUGGCGUAUUCCUGCACUCACACAGGCUGCGCCUUCCGUCGUGCAACUUGCCUUCAUCUGGUUUAUCCCGGAGUCUCCGCGUUGGUUGAUCUCCAAGGAGCGGAAUGAGGAAGCUCUCAACAUACUCGCCAAGUACCACGCCAAUGGCGAUGCCAACAACGCCACAGUACAGUUCGAAUACGCCGAGAUCAAGGAGACUCUUCGCCUCGAGUUCCAGUAUCAGAAAACAUCUUCUUACUUUGAUUUCUUCAAGACCAAGGGCAACAGAUACAGACUCAUGCUUCUUGCAUCUCUCGGUCUCUUCUCGCAAUGGUCGGGAAACGGCUUGGUGUCCUACUACGCAACGGACGUCUAUAAAAGCAUUGGUGUUACCGAUGAUGAUACCCAGCUCGGUCUCAACGGUGGCCUCACCAUCCUUUCGCUAAUAGUCUCCGUUUCCUGCGCUCUACUUGUCGAUCGUGUCGGUCGUCGCCCACUUUUCAUGACUGCCACAGCCUCCAUGUGCGUCACCUUCGUUGUCUGGACAAUCGCAUCAUCACAGCAAGAAGCCAAGAAGAGCAAGUCCGCUGGCCAGACUGUGAUUGCUAUGAUCUGGAUUUUCUCUGUGGCAUAUGCGUUGGCCUGGUCUGGCCUCCUAGUCGCCUACACCGUUGAAAUCCUGCCUUUCAAGAUUCGUGCCAAGGGUCUUAUGAUCAUGAACUUCUUCAUUCAAGUUGCUCUGACCAUCAACCAAUACGUCAACCCGUACGGUUUCGAGUAUCUUCAUCCAACCUGGAAAUUCUACACCAUCUACGCUUGUUGGAUCUUCCUUGAACUCGUCUUCGUCACCGUGUUCUACGUCGAGACUCGUGGACCUACUCUCGAGGAGGUUGCCAAGAUAUUCGAUGGUGAUGAAGCUGAGGUUGCCCAUGUGGAUCUGGAGAAGGUUGAGGCCACUGUCAUGACCUCCGGAUACGAGAAAGACGAGAACGUUCGCGUUGAGCAAGUUCGCGGUCAGUCUUAG